AUGGCAAACGAUCCGCGGACAAGUGUCGAGAUUGGGUGCAGUUGUUAUUUGUGUGCCAACAAGGAGAGGGUCAUCAGCAAAAAGCGGAUACCGUGGACAACCAUAUGCAAAAUCGUUCUUGUUGCGUUAGAAAAUAUUGAGAAAAAGCAAUUUUAUUCUGCACAUGAUGACAUUUAUCCUUUCGUCACAAAGCAUUGGGCGAUACUUGGGAAGUUACCUCAGUUCAGCGCAAGGAACAAUUGGAGAAAGGCAUUACUCGACUCAAUGAAUCACUGCGGAAGCUUUGAAAGCACGACAGACAAAAAGAGAAUGGGGUUGUGGCGACUACGUUCGGACGAGUCCGAGAAGAUCAAUUCACAGAAAAAGCUUCUUGAAAAAAAGGAGAAAAAGACCGCAAAAGUCGAGACGACUACGUGUAAAACAACACCAAAACAAAUCGAGAAGUUUUCAACGGGAAUUUCAAUCGCUAAAGACGAAAAAUACACAUCGACAGAGAGUUCAAUCUCGGUCGACCCACAGCAAAAGUUGACAACGAUGUACCAAGAUCUUGAGAAUGUCAUUUCCCAUUCGUUCAGUCUUAUUUGCCUUUUAGACGUUGGGGACAAUCAAAAAAUUCACUUCAACACUUCACACCAAAUAAUAUCGUCCGUUACAAAACUAUCGUACUUGGCAACACAAGAAAAUGAUGUGGCAAAGAGUUUACCACUGCCGCAAACGUCUUAUGUUGCAUUUCGCCUUUUGUAA
Molecule: messenger RNA, 744 nt
Organism: Entamoeba invadens IP1
Lineage: Eukaryota; Evosea; Mastigamoebida; Endamoebidae
Exons: 2
Coding region: 1-744 (247 amino acids)
Source: RefSeq, a predicted model, not a curated record